AUGCAGACUCCUUCUUCCGCCUCCGCUUCCACCAUCUCCCUUCAUCUCCGCCAGUACGACGACCGUCCCGAAUCCCCCGCCGAACCUCUUUCCGCUGCCACCAAGGCGUGCAUCAUCUCCGGCAUCGAAAACCGCAAAUCGGCCGACCGCAUCGUCUGCGUACCCUGCUAUGAGCAACUGAGCGAGCCGCAGAGGGCGAACCUGAGGACCACGUCCUGGGCGGGAGGAUGUCCCCUGUGUUUGGUAAAGGAGGAUAAGCCCGAGGCCUACACGAAACCCUUUUGCGACUUCUUGACUGAGAACCCGACCGUCUUCCACGCCGUCGAGUACUUCAAGGAGAAGCUUACCGCUGCUGGUUUCGAAGAGAUCAAGCCUGGUGGCAAGUAUUGGGUCACGAGGAAUGGCAGCUCCAUCAUCGCCUUUAGUGUCGGCCGGUCCUACGUUCCUGGCUCCGGUGUUGCCAUGAUUGCCGGCCACAUUGAUGCCUUGACGGCGAGGUUGAGGCCCAUCAGCAAGAAACCCAACAAGGCCGGCUACGUUCAGCUUGGUGUUGCUCCUUAUGCGGGAGCUCUUAACCAGACCUGGUGGGACCGUGACCUUGGCAUCGGUGGCCGUGUUAUUGUCAAGGAUCCCGAGACUGGCAAGACUUCCAUCAAGCUCGUUAAGCUCGACUGGCCGAUUGCUCGUAUCCCCACCGUCGCUCCCCACUUUGGUGCCGGCAUGAUGGGCCAGAACAACAAGGAGACCCAGGCCGUUCCCAUCAUUGGCCUCGAGGACCGAAACGCCAACGCCGAAACGGCCGAGCUCAUCGCCAAGGAACUAGGCAUCGAGGAUUAUUCCCUGAUUCUCAACUGGGAGCUUGAGCUCUUCGAUUCUCAGCCCGCCCAGACCGGCGGUCUGGACCGCGAAUUCAUCUUUGGCGGCCGCAUCGACGACAAGCUCUGCAGUUGGCCCGCCCUCAUCGCCCUCCUCUCCGCCGCGGAUGACGAGGACCACGCCGGCAUCAAGCUCGUCGCCCUCUUUGACGACGAGGAAAUCGGCUCCCUCCUCCGCCAGGGUGCCCGCGGCAACUUCCUCCCCAUUGUCAUUGAGCGUACCACGUACGCCCGCUCCUUCCUCGCCUCCGCCGACGUCACCCACGCCGGCAACCCCAACUUCCUCGGCCUCUACCUCGACGAGCACGUGCCCCGCCUCAACGUAGGUGUCGCCAUCUGCGCCGAUAGCAACGGCCACAUGACCACCGACGCCGUGUCCACCGCCAUUCUCCAACGCAUCGCCCAGCUCGAGGGCUGCGAGACUCAAAUCUUCCAGAUCAGGAACGACACCCGUAGCGGCGGUACCGUGGGCCCCAUGCUGUCCAGCGCCAUGGGUGUCAAGGCUGCCGAUCUCGGCCUGCCCCAGCUCAGCAUGCACUCUAUCCGCGCCACCACUGGCGCCCUUGACCCUGGUCUGGGCGUCAGGUUCUUUAGGGCCUUUUAG
Molecule: messenger RNA, 1479 nt
Organism: Parascedosporium putredinis
Lineage: Eukaryota; Fungi; Ascomycota; Sordariomycetes; Microascales; Microascaceae
Source: the annotation of a GenBank genome assembly